Pistacia vera is the source of this 1702-nucleotide messenger RNA. RefSeq lists its product as uncharacterized. The transcript is spliced from 5 exons. Lineage: Eukaryota; Viridiplantae; Streptophyta; Magnoliopsida; Sapindales; Anacardiaceae. The record is from RefSeq and is a predicted model, not a curated record. The coding region runs from base 1 to 1170 and encodes 389 amino acids.
AUGUUGUCAUGCUGCUGGACUUCUCUUUUGCAGAUAGCUGGUUUGUCUGUUGCUGUUAUAUUUUUUGCUCUCAUGCAGCAAGCAUAUGCGUGGGAUCUUGAUUUGCCUAUCCCUUCUAUGCUGUCAGCCGUAGAAACCAAUUUACAAAUGCCAAUUCCAUUUUUGCCUUUAGCUGUUCUACCCAUUCUGGUUUCCUUGAUUCUUUCCUUCCUAAUGUCUCAACCCUUUCCUCCCAUCAUGAGCUUUGCCAUUGUGUCAAUGAUUUGUUAUUUAUUAGCAAAUGGGUUGAUAGUUCUACUGGUAUUGGCUUCACAGUUGUUCUUCUAUGUGGCUGCCACUAUACAUGUAUUCAUUAAGACAAGGUGGCAAGCAUGGGAAGGAAAUUUUUGCUUUGGAUUCCUUCUUUGGUUUGCCAAUCUUUCCUCCAGUUUCUUUUCAUUAAAGAUGGUAAGGGUUCUAAGAGUCCAUCCGUUAAUUGUUACAACACUGGCUGCAAUUACUUUGGUGUGCAUUGUUCAUCCAGCUUUGGGUCUAUUCGUACUUCUCAUGUCUCAUGCUUUGUGUUGCCAUAAUUCACUGUGCAGUUCUUUGACAGCUUCCUUCCGUAGCCAUGUUUGGAAAACGGAACUAUUUGAUUACAACAGUGAUGGCAAUGGUCGGUCUAAGCAAUUUGCAUCAACACAGGAUGGAAGAUUCAACCAUAAUCUUCCAUCAGAAGAGAUUAACUCCAAUAGUCCAAAUUCAACAAAAAGUUUUAGUGACACACAACUAGAGAUUUUCCAUCACCGGCAUGGCUUGGUGAUCCUGCAUCUUCUUGCAACCCUCAUGUUUGUACCCUCAUUGAUGGCUUGGUUGCAGAGAAUAUGGAUUGGGCAUAGCUUUCCGUGGUUCUUGGAUUCAGUCCUUUGCAUCGGUGUAAUUUUUCAUGGUGUUAUCAUCUCGAAGCCCGAUUUCAAUUCCUUAGUUACCUUCCCAAGCAUCUUGGGUCAGGAACUGAGGCUGAAUGUUGUGUACGCUGUUGCUGGAUACUAUUCCUUUCUCUCUGGACUGGCAUUGGCGCCGUAUAGGGUUUUUUAUGCUAUGGCUGUCAUAGGGUUCAUUUCAAUCGCUUGUAAAAUCAUAAAAGGAAGAAAUGGUUUCGGCAACCGGAAACAUUCUCACCGACACUGAGUUAACUUAUUCUUUAAUCUAUGUACACUUGAGUCUGAGAGUAGCCAGAUCAUGAGAAGGUUGUGCAAUUAAUUUGGUAGUUUGAUGAUCUGUGUAACAUUAAUUUGCGUCUUCCCCACCAGAAUUUCACACGGGAACAAUAUGAGAGUGUUUACAAUUACAGUAAUACUAUAUUUACCGACCCAAAUACCGAUUUUUAUAUACCGACUCACUACCCAACAACCCAAAUCUCAAAAUUUAACUCAGAGUCAGUAUAUCAAAUCAGUCGCUGGGUCGGUAAGCCUAGCAUUACUGUUACAAUUACAGGUGAAAGACGUAACUCUGAAAACAGAAAGGAAGGGGAAAAGAAAAAUUGGUUGAGUGCGAUUUGUAAUUAGUGGCUGAGCCUUUUUGUGAACAUGGCUCUCCCUGUAUUUCACCUUACUAGAUGUUUAUGAAUUUUGUUGUACAAUCAAAGAGGUUCAUUUUUCAUUUUUGCAGCAUUACAGAUCAGUUUGUUAAACUUUGAUGAUGAAAUAACAGCUUAAUCUUU